UCUCUCAACAACUCUAUUUAAAAACAAGCCUAGCCCACUUCUUUCUUCCAUGCACUUGUCUUCUUCACCCACAGCACCCAUUUCUCUCCACUUCCCUCAAUUUUUUUUCCCGUUUUGUUCUUCUCUCUUCUUUCAUUUUGCCUAACUUAUCUCCCCCAUCCAUAACUUGUCUCAAACCACUUCUCCUUCCUCUCCACCUUUUAAAGCUUGCUUCGUAUCUCUCCCCAUUAUUCCACACCCAUCUUCUUCCACACAACUUACUCUUUAUUUUUUUUUCUCCUUCUGACAAUCCAAUCCUCUCUAGCCACUUGCAGAGGCUGCUGCUACCUCCUCUUAUCUAUCUAUCUGACACCAAAAUGUCAAGCAGGAGAUCGCGUUCAAGACAGCCAGGAGAUUCGAGGAUAAGUGACGAUCAGAUUGCUGAUCUCGUGUCCAAGUUACAGCAGCUUAUUCCUGAGAUUCGCAAUAGGCGCUCCGACAAGGUAUCGGCUUCUAAAGUCUUGCAGGAGACUUGCAACUAUAUUAGAAAUUUGCAUAGAGAGGUGGAUGACCUAAGCGAUCGAUUGUCUGCGCUUUUGGCUUCCACCGACACGGAUAGCGAUCAGGCUGCUAUAAUUAGGAGCUUACUCAUGUAAUACAGCCUUUUAUCUUUCUCUAUUUCUUCUUCUUCUUCUUCUACCUAGGGUUUGGUCUCUAGGCCACAAGGGUCAGCAUGGACUACAUAGCUAGCUCCUUGGUAUCCCUUUGCAGAGGCACUUGUAGUAAUUAAGUCAUAUAAUAAAAGGACUUGCACUUUAGAGUCCUCUCUCAUUUCCCAUUUCAUGGAGUUGUUCUCAAUUUUGGAAUUGAUUCAAAGCUUUUGUAUCUAGUUAAAGCAAUGCUCGCAUUGCUCUCGAUGGAAGAGUAAAUUUUAAGAUUAUCUUUUGCCCAUGAUUGCCAUA
Messenger RNA from Vitis riparia (riverbank grape), 941 nucleotides. Its product is annotated as transcription factor PRE6. Gene Ontology annotation, biological process: regulation of DNA-templated transcription; regulation of growth. The coding region runs from base 357 to 635 and encodes 92 amino acids. The record is from RefSeq and is a predicted model, not a curated record. NCBI's taxonomy places the organism in Eukaryota, Viridiplantae, Streptophyta, Magnoliopsida, Vitales, Vitaceae. The transcript has 2 exons. Gene Ontology annotation, molecular function: protein dimerization activity.